Messenger RNA from Oncorhynchus nerka (sockeye salmon), 1774 nucleotides. RefSeq names its product fibroblast growth factor receptor 2-like. Gene Ontology annotation, molecular function: ATP binding; transmembrane receptor protein tyrosine kinase activity; growth factor binding. Gene Ontology annotation, cellular component: signaling receptor complex; plasma membrane. Lineage: Eukaryota; Metazoa; Chordata; Actinopteri; Salmoniformes; Salmonidae. The transcript has 13 exons. The coding region runs from base 55 to 1587 and encodes 510 amino acids. The record is from RefSeq and is a predicted model, not a curated record. Gene Ontology annotation, biological process: protein phosphorylation; positive regulation of kinase activity; cell surface receptor protein tyrosine kinase signaling pathway.
GUAAAGAACAUAUGUAGGUGGUCCACAAAGUGAUCACAAUAGAAAAGAUUUCACAUGAAUUUGGAUAGAAGGUGUUUGAAUAUCUACCUGCAUGGGCUCUGGAUGAAGGCAAUGUGCGCACUCAAAAGAACAAUGUCAUAUGUGAAUACAAGCAACAAUCACACAGAAACCUCCCUCAUCAGCAACGUAACAAGACAUUCAAAUAUAAUAAAUGAUCUUGAUAAUACAUUCUCAACAGAUCCUGAAGUAGAUGGUGUCAAAUUUAAUGGGAUGUUCUACAUUUUAAUCGGUAUUUCUGGGUUUACUGUUACCAUUGUCCUUUUACUGGCCAUUCUGUGGACAAUGAAGUAUCGCACUUUGAUUCACACCAUUCGAGAGCUGCAGGGUGUUGAGGGUCUAUUGGGCAGAGCUCCUCCAUCCAACCCCCCAGCUCUAAGUCCCCUAACCUUGAGGAAGUGUCGAGUGCGUGAGACUAGAAGCCCACUAGAGCUUGUCUCUGUCACUCUGGGACAGGAGUAUCAGAACACUAGCUCGCCCACUCCCCUGCUCAGGCAGACAACCAAGUCAGCUUCUAGGUCUCUCUGGAGAUCACAGCAAACGGGUUCCUGCUUCAACACAUCAGGGCUGUGCAUGCAGCAACUCAUCAAAGCAGGGAGGGAAGGGGUGUACUACAAGGCUAAGAUGACGCGUGGCACAUGCAAGGGUCACUCCAUUGUCACCUGCAAGAUGACCAAAGAGGGGGUUACCCACAGGAGGGUAGCCAGAGAGGUGAACAUCAUGAGGAAGCUAAGUACCCACAAGAACGUGCUGCAGCUGCUAGACUGGAACAUCACACAGGCUCCUUACAUGCUGAUCCUGGAGUCGGUGAGCAGUGGGACCCUGCGCAGUUUCCUGCAAGUGAAUCAACACCAACUGAACAGGGACAGUGAUUUGCAAAAGCACUUCACCACAGCAGCAUAUCACAUUGCCCAUGCAAUGAGACACCUGCGCUCUAAAAUGGUGGUGCACUGUGACCUAGCCCUGAGGAACAUCAUGGUUAACCAUUUCCCCAGAGAGGUGAAGCUGGCGGAGUUUGGACUGGCCCAAGACCUGACUCUUUUGAGCAGUCGUCGCAGCAGCCACAAAGGAGACCACUUGCAAAAAGUGCCCCUGCGUUGGUAUCCCCCAGAGUACUUCAGAAACAACUACUACAGCUUCAAAGGGGAUGUCUGGGCAUUUGGCAUUGUGCUGUGGGAGAUGCAAACAUUUGGGACCUUACCAUAUCCCAACCUGGAGACUUUAGAGUUGGUGGUGCACUACAUCUGCUCUGGACACAGGAACUCAGAACCAGAGACAUGUAGGCCAGAGAUACUGCAGAUGAUGAAGGACUGCUGGCUGGAGCCCUACACCCAAAGGCCCUCGUUCAACGACAUAGUCAGUGUCCUGGAGAACAUCCUGGAGGAUGAUGCAGAUUACAUCAAAGUGAACAACAGACUAGCCAAUGUUGGAUAUGGUGACCAAGAGUCUGCCUUACCCUCCUUCAUGACGACUGAAUAUGUGCAGAGAGGAAGAGUUGGUGCAAUGCAGGGCUAUGGGCCAGAAGGUUGAGGAUUCGCUGACAACCACAGAAGAGCUCAUUCUCCCUGCCUGUUUCGUCACUUCAAGAUCAAAGCCGGUUGCAGACAAUGAUCAGCUGGGGGGAAUCAGAUUUUCAACAUUUUGAUGCCAAAUCUUCCACCAACAGGUUUAUGUGCCAAUAAACCAAUUAACCAACCAAUAAACAAAACAUACCGAC